AUGCGGAAUCCCUUUGCUGCCAACGAGGACAGGAGCGACGCACCUCGCGAAAUCUUUGGGUAUCGCAUCUACCUUCUGGCUCUAUCAGCGACAUGGGCGUCGUCAAUGUAUGGUUACGACUCGGCAUUCAUUGGCGGGACGCUUGCGCUGCCCUCAUUCAAGCACUCGUACGGUCUCGACACCGUGGGCAAGACCGAGUUACUUGAUCUGUCCUCCAACAUUGUGUCUACCUUCCAAGGAGGCGCCUUCUUUGGCGCCAUCUUCGGGUUUUUUCUCUCCGAGAAAUUCGGACGGAAGCCCAUCAUCAUGGUCUCGGGCGUCGUCUUUUCGUUGGGUGCCGUCUUGCAAUUGAUUGGCAAAAUUGGGCUGCUCUAUGCUGGACGUGCUCUGACAGGCCUGGGUAUUGGGGCAUCUGCAACAAUCAUCCCGAUAUACAUCUCUGAAUGUUCGCCGGCCUCGAUUCGAGGUCGAAUGGUGGGUUUCUUUGAAAUAAUGCUCCAAAUAGCCCUCGUCUUCGGGUUCUGGGUGAAUUACGGAGUCAACAAAAACAUCUCCGCGACGAAUCCGGCUCAAUGGAGGAUUCCGGUCGGUAUACAGUUGAUCCCGGCCGGCCUUCUGCUCUGCUUCAUGCCCUUCAUGAUCGAGAGCCCUCGAUGGCUUCUCAGCAAAAACAAGAUGGAGCAGGCUAGAAAGUCUCUAUCUUGGGUCAGGAAUUUGCCACAGGACCACGAAUACCUAGAUCGAGAGUUGACGGAGAUGGCAGCAGGCGUUAAUCACGAACUGGAGCUCACCGGAGUAGGGAUGGGCAAAUCCCAGAUGUUGCGCGAGAUCAUUCGCCCGGGAAUCAGGAACCGUGUCAUUCUGUCUGUCCUGUUGAUGCUGUUGCAGAACCUCACCGGGAUUAAUGCGGUCAAUUACUACUCACCUAUCAUCUUCAAAGCCAUUGGGAUCUCGGGAACAUCAGUCGGCCUUCUGGCAACCGGAGUGUAUGGCCUCGUGAAAAUGGUGACGACUGUUAUAUUCAUGGUUUUCAUUGUCGACACAGUCGGUCGUCGCAUUUCGCUGCUGGUGGGCUCUGUGGGCGCCGCGUUUGCCAUGUUCUACUUGGGGAUCUACUCUAAAGUGAGCGGAUCUUUCAACCAUACUCCCCCCCGAGACGCUGGUGCCAAUGGCGCCAUCGCCAUGGUCUACAUCUACGCGGUGUUCUACGGAUUCUCUUGGAACGGAAUUCCGUGGAUUAUCUCGUCAGAGAUCUUGCCUACCCGAGUCAGAACCUUGGGCAUGAUGUGCGCUGUGUGCAUGCAAUGGCUUGCCCAGUUCAUGGUCGUGUACUCGCUCCCCCACAUGGUGGCGUCGAUAACUUAUGGCAUCUUUUUCUUCUUUGGGGCCUGCACCGUUGUCGCCAUGGUUUUCGCUUAUCUGUUUGUUCCGGAAACGAAGGGCGUCUCUCUGGAAGACAUGGAUCUGCUCUUCGACAAAGAUUCUAGCGUCUGGGCGAAGAACUCCUACAAGAAAUACAAGGAAUUGAAAGAGGCUGGUCUCAACGCAACCACGAUUCAUGCUGCCCAAGUGAAGGAGACGACCCAAGUGGUCGAACUUGAACAUAUUUGA
This is a messenger RNA of Exophiala spinifera, 1611 nucleotides long. RefSeq lists its product as uncharacterized. Gene Ontology annotation, biological process: carbohydrate transport; transmembrane transport. The transcript has 4 exons. Gene Ontology annotation, molecular function: carbohydrate:proton symporter activity. Bases 1 to 1611 code for a protein of 536 amino acids. Gene Ontology annotation, cellular component: membrane. NCBI's taxonomy places the organism in Eukaryota, Fungi, Ascomycota, Eurotiomycetes, Chaetothyriales, Herpotrichiellaceae. The record is from RefSeq and is a predicted model, not a curated record.